Molecule: messenger RNA, 1240 nt
Organism: Panicum hallii
Lineage: Eukaryota; Viridiplantae; Streptophyta; Magnoliopsida; Poales; Poaceae
Product: TATA-box-binding protein 1-like
Exons: 7
Coding region: 260-949 (229 amino acids)
Biological process (GO): DNA-templated transcription initiation
Molecular function (GO): DNA binding; RNA polymerase II general transcription initiation factor activity
Source: RefSeq, a predicted model, not a curated record
CUUUGCCGGGCUGUCCUCGCCUCCGACCUGGACUCAAACUCAAAACACACCCACGGCCUAGCCUAUAAAAGCAAAGACACCCGCGCCGCCUUCUUCCUCCUUCCACCUUCGUGGCCUCGUAACCAACAGCCCAAACGAAUCCAAACCAACGCCGCCGCACGCCCAACCGACCAAACCCCCUCUCGCCAAGCAUAAAACCCGGCCCCGUUCGAACCGUUUGCCUCCAAGCUCCGAUCCCCGCGACCCACGGCGUCGAGCCAUGGCUUCCGCGGCGGGCGCGGAGCCGACGGUGCUGGGGAUGGGGCUCCGCAGCGGGAGCGGCGCGUGGGGCGCCGGAGGAGGGCGAGCCGCGGCGUCGGCGAUGGACGCGGCGGUGGAUCUCGCCGUGCACCCGUCCGGCCUCGUCCCCACCCUCCAGAACAUUGUCUCCACAGUCAAUUUGGACUGCCAGUUGGAUCUGCAACAAAUAGCCAACAGCGCUCGUAACGCAGAGUACAACCCAAAGCGUUUUUCUGCGGUUAUCAUGAGGAUAAGGGAUCCGAAGACAACGGCACUGGUAUUUGCUUCAGGGAAGAUGGUUUGCACAGGAGCAAAGAGCGAAGAGCACUCAAGGCUGGCUGCGAGGAAGUACGCGCGAAUUGUCCAAAAGCUCGGCUUCCCAGCUCGUUUCAAGGAUUUCAAGAUCCAGAAUAUAGUUGGGUCAUGUGACGUCAAAUUUCCCAUUCGUCUGGAGGGCCUUGCUCUGGCCAGUGGAAUGUUUGCCAAUUAUGAGCCGGAGAUCUUCCCUGGGCUGAUCUACCGCAUGGCGGACCCCAAGGUCGUGAUCCUCGCCUUCGUCUCUGGCAAGGUCGUCCUCACCGGAGCCAAGGUGCGGGAGGAUAUAUACAGAGCCUUUGAGAACAUAUACCCGAUGCUCGUGCAGUUCAGGAAACGGCAGCAGUAUAGAUAGGAUGCGGUCCAUCUGGCGAAUGGCGCGAACCCCUCCAUUCGGUAUACGCUUCAGCCACUGCACAAGUGGACAUUGCAUGAUCUGGAUGGGUGCCAGCACUCGUGGACACGGCCCGCUGGCGCCUGUUUUCUUUUACGCUCUUUUUUCUUUUCUUUUCUUUUUUUGUCUUGAGGACGAGGAUAGAAGGGCAGUUUGAUUACGAGAACGACCAUGUAAACAAUCUGAGCGUCACGGCUCUCUAAAAGACAUCGUGUAAACUGUUUGAAAUAUCAUAGUAUCAUGAGAACGCCA